Messenger RNA from Parnassius mnemosyne (clouded apollo), 1422 nucleotides. The record is from the annotation of a GenBank genome assembly. NCBI's taxonomy places the organism in Eukaryota, Metazoa, Arthropoda, Insecta, Lepidoptera, Papilionidae.
AUGUUUGGAAGUACUAAAAUUAUAGAAGAUGUAGAUUUAAGUAUUCUAGUUGCAAAUAUUGUUGAAGGAAAUCGUUAUAGUCAUUGCAGGUUAUGUCUGAGUAUUAUUCAAGAGCAAUAUGUACGUUUUAACGAUGCCGUAUCUUUGGAUCCAGAAAAUGGUAUAUUUCAACCACUAUAUGAAAUCCUCACAAAAUUGCUUGGAAAUAACUUGUGGGAUGAAGUUACUGGCAUCGAUGCAGUAUGUAUCACUUGCGUGGAUAAAGCUCUCGAGGCUGUACGAUUCAUUGAUAAAUGCCAUAAGACUACAAAUUUGAUACAUAAUGUAUUUAAUAACCUCUCUGAUGCAUUGAAUGUGGACUUGGACACAAGUAAAAAAGAUCGCGCUUUAUAUAUAAUUAUCGAUGAAUCUAACUCAAAGAUAGUUUGCAUGAAAAAGGAGCAGAGAAAACGAAAAAACAACCACAAUGGGAAACAAAAGCAGAUUGAAUGUAUUGAGUGUUGUAAAAUUUUCAAUGACUAUUUUGAUCUUAAAGCUCACAAUAUGAUGACCCAUGACAGUUUUACAUGUGAAAAGUGCUAUGAGAUAUUUCCAAGUGAAUUAGAAUUAACUAUUCAUGAGAGUGACAUGCACAAAUAUAAGUGUGCUGAGUGUCCCCAGUUUAGAAACACUGAAGAAGCCUUGAGAGAACAUCAGAGAAGAACCCACAAUAUAAUUGUGUGUACAGAAUGUGGUAAAUCUUGUCAAGGUUUAGAUAAAUUAAAGAUUCAUGAAGAGAAACAUAAUACAAAACAUGUCUGUCCAAAAUGUGGAAAAACAUACACUACUAAAGAUUUUUAUUUAAAACAUGUAAAACUAUGCCUGCAAGACCUUAUAGACCCUCAUCCAACAAGAAGUAGUAUAAAAAAGAACUAUACUUGUGAAAAAUGUGCAAAAGCAUAUAGUACUCCAGGUGGACUGAGAGUUCACAAUAGAUUUGUUCAUGGCAAUGCUAAACCUCAUGUUUGCAAAGAGUGUGGCAAACAUUUUACAGCUCCAAGUUAUUUAAAAAAUCACAUGAUCAAGCACACUGGGGAAAAGAAUUUUAUAUGUGAUUUAUGUGGAAGUAGGUUUGUUACAAAAGAGGCUUUGCUAUACCAUACUAGAAGGCACACAGGGGAGAAACCAUACAGUUGCAAGUUGUGUAAUGAAAGAUUUGUUAAUGCAUCAGCCCGAGCGGAACACAUCAAGUUUAAGCAUGUAGGACCUACACUAAAGUGUGACAUUUGUCCAAGAAAAUUUGUCACAUCAUAUUUCUUAAAACAGCAUAUUAGCAGACAUCAUGACCCAUCAAGUAAAUUGUAUUACGGUAGAAAUAUGAUACCUCCGAAUAUGCCUGGUGAACAAAACAUGAGAACAUUUCAAAUUGAUUAUGAAAACUAA